Molecule: messenger RNA, 747 nt
Organism: Vanrija pseudolonga
Lineage: Eukaryota; Fungi; Basidiomycota; Tremellomycetes; Trichosporonales; Trichosporonaceae
Gene: nhp2
Product: H/ACA ribonucleoprotein complex subunit nhp2
Exons: 4
Coding region: 51-662 (203 amino acids)
Cellular component (GO): nucleolus
Molecular function (GO): RNA binding
Source: RefSeq, a predicted model, not a curated record
CAUUGUCGUCUGCACCACCCCCACCACCCCACAUCGCACCAACAGCAACAAUGGCCAAGGACGCCGAGCUCAAGGAGGAGAAGAAGAAGAAGCGCAAGUCCGAGGUUGCCGACGUUGCCGACGACGUCGAGGACGACAAGGCCGCCAAGAAGGCCAAGAAGGAGAAGCGCAAGUCGCUCGCUGCCGACGAGUCUGGUGACAAGAAGGGCGAGUUCGACGUUCCCCCCGAGGCCAUCGCCCCCAUCGCUGUCCCAUUGGCCGACAAGAAGCUCUCCAAGAAGCUCUUCAAGACGGUCAAGCGGGCAUCGAAGGCGCGCCAGCUCAAGCGCGGUGUCAAGGAGGUCGUCAAGGCCCUCCGCAAGGGCGAGAAGGGCCUCCUCCUCCUCGCCUCCAACAUCACCCCCAUCGACGUCAUCUCGCACCUCCCCGUCCUCGCCGAGGAGACCAAGGGCAUCGAGUACUGCUGGGUCCUGAGCAAGGAGGAGCUCGGCGCCGCCUCGGGCACCAAGCGCGCGACCUCGUGUGUCCUCGUCUGCUCGGCACCAGCCAAGAAGGGCAAGGACGCCAAGGCCCCCUCGGCCGAGGAGAUCGCUGAGUGGAAGGAGGGUCUCGACGAGUGCCUCACCGAGGUCAAGGCCCUCGAGACCGCCCCCGCCUACUAGGUGCUGGGAGCGACAUUCUUGACAUCAUCAGAGACGUAGAGAUACCCCUGUGGGUUGUACGAUAGGCGUAUGAACAAAAUACCAG